AUGGGUAUAAUUAGACGUUUUUCUUCACUUUCCUCAAAUAAUAAUAAUAUAAAAAAUAAAAAUUUAAAUUCAACAAAUACUUCAAUUUACCCUUUAAAAUCAUCUUUUGAUAAUGAAAAUAAUUUAAAAGAAGAGACUUCCUCUUCCUCUUCUUCCAAUUCUUCUUCUUCAAAGACAACAGAAAAAGUUGAUAAUUUAAAUAAACAAACAUUUGAUAUAAAUGCAAAUUUGGAAGCUUAUAAACAGAGAUGUAAAGCUUUGGAAGUGGAAAAUAAACGUUUAAUGUCUAAUUUGGGAAUAAUGAUUGAAAAUAACAAUAAAAAUAAAGAGGAACUUAAUCAAUUAAAAGAACAAAUGAUGCAACAAAAUAAUGAAAAACAAGAAUUACUUAAUUUAGUACAGAGAUUAAAUGCUGAUUAUGAAAAAGAACGGGAAUUGGCUAGAGAACUGCAAAGAGUGGGGCAAUUCAACAAUAAAGUUAUUCAACGAGAUAUUCAACGUUACCAAUCAAGAAUUGAAAGAUUGGAACAAAAAUGUGCCAAAAUGACUUCUGAAAGUGUUGAAUUAAAAAAGCUUUGUCUCUACUUGAGUAGACAACGACAAGCCCUUUGGGCUCAAUUAUCUAAUAUUGAAAAAACAAAAAAUAAUAGUGAAAUAGAGGGGGAUAUUAAUAGUAGUAAUACUUAUAAAUCUACUCAUGAUAUGAUUGAAAGUUGUAAUUCACAAUUUCAGCUUGAUGGAGUUAAAGAAAAUGCUCUUCAAUUAAUUUAUUCUGAUAUGCAAAGUUCUUAUCUUCUUGCCCAAUUGGAAGCUGCUCCACAUCGAAAAGGACAACAGCUCGAAAAAGAGGAAAAUGAAUAUUCAACUAUUCCUUGUUUUUGUUCCUCAACCGCUUCUUCAACAUUAACAAAUACAACCAAUUUUGGUUCUUCUUUUGGUUCAUCAUUUUCGGAUGAUACAACUACAAUUUUUGUUUUAGAUAAUGAUGGAAGGGAACAAUUUAAUAAUAAAAUUGAUUUAAACAACAUAAUUUUGCAAUCAUUACCUCAAUUACAAGUUCGCGAGCUUUGUACAAUAAAUGAAGAAAAAGAGUCAGAUAAUGAUAAUAAUGAAGAGACUAAUGAAUAUUUAAAUAUUCAAAAUAAUUGGAAAUUUAAAGAAAAUACAGAAAAUAUUUUGAAUGGAAAAAAUAGAGAAGAAUUAAAACUUGAAAAUUUUAAAAAUAAAAAUAAUAAUAGAAAUAGUAGUACUUCAACAACUUCAUCAUCAUCUUCUUCUGGGGCUUUUUCUGCCACUAGUAGUAAUGGAGAUGAAUUUAGAGGUGGAAAUGAAGAUAAAAGAGAAGAAGAUGAAGAAGAAGAAAAUGAUUAUUUACCCCCAGAAAUGCCUUUAUUAAAACAGGAACCCCAACAACGUUCAUCUAUUAAUACCUCAACAAUUUCAUUAAUUGGACGGCCAUCUUCUUGUAUGGAAACAAAUAAUAUUUUAAAUAAUUUUGAAGAAUACCAAUUAAAUACUACUAGUAGAUCAACACUUCCACGUGUUAAUAAUAAUAAUUCUUCAAAUAUUUUCCCGUUAAUUGGAACUAAAGGGCGAUUAUCACCUCCUCCUAGACGUAAAAUGGAGUUUUUGCCUAAUGAACAACAACAAAAAUUAUUACUUGAUGGUAAAAUACUUGGAGGCCCUCCUAUGCGUAUUAGAAUUCGCCCUCCACCUACAAACUCAACAAUUCAAAUGCCACAACUUAUUAAAAAAGAUUUACACAUAUCUAAUAAAAAUAAUAUUAUAACGGCAUUAUAAAUAAUACAAUGAAAAUCUAACAAAAUAUUAAUAAAAUUAAUGUAACUAUCUGGGCAAAAAAAAAUUUUUUUUAAUUUCUGGUAAAAUAUUUUUUGUGUCGUUUAAAAAAAAUAACCGGAACCAGGGUCACCAAAAAUCCUAAGCCAGAAAUUCCGAGAAAAACAGAUAUAAAGCGAUAACCCUAAAUUCCAUCCAAAAAAUGCUGUUUGAUAAAACUUAACAAUAUAAUUUAUACUAGUAAAUGCACCG
This is a messenger RNA of Meloidogyne enterolobii, 2049 nucleotides long. The record is from the annotation of a GenBank genome assembly. NCBI's taxonomy places the organism in Eukaryota, Metazoa, Nematoda, Chromadorea, Rhabditida, Meloidogynidae.